AUGGAGGCACAUCAGGUGUCAGCCUCGUCCAAGGCUCUCUUCAAGAAGGCGCGUCAAAUCGUGCCUCCCAUGCUGGAGCGAUUCCACAAAGGCCAGCAUGGACGCGUUGCAGUCAUCGGAGGAUGUGCAGAUUACACAGGAGCACCGUACUUUUCUUCUAUGGCUUCAGCCAGACUCGGAUGUGAUAUGAGCCAUGUUAUCUGCCAACAAUCAGCGGCUACCGUCAUCAAGUCCUACUCCCCAAACCUAAUGGUCCACCCAUUCCUCGCAAGCAGCGACACAGUCAAGGACUCCAACCCAGACGCCCGCUCGCUCGCCAGCCCCAUCAUCGCUAUGCUCUCGCGUCUCCAUGCACUUGUAAUCGGCCCCGGCCUCGGCCGCGACGGCAUCGCACUCAAGGUCGUCCGGGAGGUAAUGAAGGAAGCGCGGUCCCGCUCCAUCCCGUUCGUCCUCGACGCAGACGGGCUCCUCCUCGUGUCCGAGGACCCCAACCUGGUUCUUGGAUACAAGGAGUGCAUUCUGACGCCCAACGUGAACGAGUUCAGCCGGCUAGCCCAGGCCCUGGGAAUCGACAUGCCCACGCCGGCACCGAAUGCCACGGACGCCUGCGAGAGGUUGUCCAAGGCGCUGGGCGGCGUGACUAUCAUCCAGAAGGGUCCUAACGACAUCAUCUCCAACGGGAUCAGCACUAUGGUAUCGGACAUCGCUGGCGGGCUGAAGCGCAGCGGUGGACAGGGCGACACGCUCACCGGCUCCUUGGGGACGCUGCUGGCGUGGCGCGCGGCGUACCACGAUGGACUGUGGGAGACAGGGGAGAAGGAACCCUCGAAACCGGCGCAUAGUCAGCAGGAGGUUCAGGCGGAGCUGGAAUCCUCGGGCACGCGGUUGUCGCCUGCGACGACGCUGCUGCUGAUUGCUUGGGCGGGCAGUGGGCUGACGCGGGAGUGUUCGAGGCGCGCCUUCAACGCCAAGGGGCGGAGCAUGCAGGCUAGUGACCUGACGGAUGAGGUCCACGGGAGUUUCCUGGAUCUGAUCGGUGAGCCGGAAGCGUCGAAGAUGCAUCUAUAG
Aspergillus campestris IBT 28561 is the source of this 1068-nucleotide messenger RNA. RefSeq names its product ATP-dependent (S)-NAD(P)H-hydrate dehydratase. The record is from RefSeq and is a predicted model, not a curated record. Bases 1 to 1068 code for a protein of 355 amino acids. Lineage: Eukaryota; Fungi; Ascomycota; Eurotiomycetes; Eurotiales; Aspergillaceae. The transcript has 6 exons. Gene Ontology annotation, biological process: metabolite repair. Gene Ontology annotation, molecular function: ATP-dependent NAD(P)H-hydrate dehydratase activity.